AUUCCCCCUCCGCGCCGCCGCUGCUGGACUUGCUGUUAAACGUUUAAUGAAAGAAGCUGCAGAAUUGAAAGAUCCAACAGACCAUUACCAUGCGCAGCCUUUGGAGGAUAACCUUUUUGAAUGGCACUUCACAGUUAGAGGGCCCCCAGAUUCUGAUUUUGAUGGAGGAGUUUAUCAUGGACGAAUAGUACUGCCACCAGAGUAUCCCAUGAAGCCACCAAGCAUUAUUCUCCUAACGGCUAAUGGACGCUUUGAAGUGGGCAAGAAAAUCUGCUUGAGCAUCUCAGGACAUCAUCCUGAAACUUGGCAGCCCUCAUGGAGUAUAAGAACAGCAUUACUAGCCAUCAUUGGGUUUAUGCCAACAAAAGGAGAGGGAGCCAUAGGUUCUCUCGAUUACACACCUGAGGAAAGAAAAGCACUUGCCAAAAAGUCACAAGAUUUCUGCUGUGAAGGAUGUGGCUCUGCCAUGAAAGAUGUCCUCUUGCCUUUAAAAUCUGGAAGUGAUUCAAGCCAGGCUGACCAAGAAGCCAAGGAACUGGCUAGACAAAUCAGUUUUAAGGCAGAAGUCAAUUCAUCUGGAAAGACUAUUGCUGAAUCAGACUUAAACCACUCUUUUUCACUAAAUGAUAUACAAGAUGAUGUUCCUACAACAUUCCAGGGUGCUACGGCCAGCACAUCGUAUGGAGUCCAGAAUCCAUCUGCAGCAUCCUUUCAACAACCUACCCAACCUGCAGCUAAGAAUACCUCCAUGAGCCCUCGACAGCGCCGGGCCCAGCAGCAGAGUCAAAGAAGGUCAUCCACCUCACCAGAUGUAAUCCAGGGCCAGCAGCCAAGAGACAACCACACUGAUCACGGUGGAUCAGCUGUACUGAUUGUCAUUCUGACUUUGGCAUUGGCAGCUCUUAUAUUCCGACGAAUAUAUCUGGCCAAUGAGUACAUAUUUGACUUUGAGUUAUAAUAUUGUUUUGCAACUUAAGAGCUGUGACUCAACUGCUUCAUUAAACAUUCUGCAUUGGGUAUAAUCUAAGAAUUGUUUACAAAAAAAUUAUUUUGUAUUUAUCCUCCAUUCCUUUUUUGAUCCUUAUAAAUUCAAUAUAAAUAUGGCUAGAUAGUUAGACUAUAUCCAGCAGUGUGUCCUGCUUAAUGUAAAGGACUAGAAGUCAGUUUCUUGUCGCACUAUUUGAUCUGCUUCAUAGGGAAAUAACUUAUUGUUGUUUCUAAUGCCUCAGCUUCUGUAAAUUUGAAAUAUUUUUUUGUUUAGUCCUUUGAAUUUUUCAGAUAAAUGAUGGUAUUUUAAGUUCCCCUGAGUAUUACUAGUUACUCAAUAUCAUUUAUUGAGUGCUAUUUCUACCUAGGCAGAAUGAUCUAGGGACAGAAGAGUUGAAAAGGGAAAACAAGACUCAAGUAGCUUCCUUAUAAAGUGUCAUUCAUACUGGGACUGUCCACUCUGUAACUGUUCUAAUAUAAUUUAUUUCAAUCAAAUGUUUAUGAGGAAAUGAGAUUACAUCAUUGUUAUCAGAUGUUACUUGAAGAGGAAGUACUUUGUAACCACUUUGAUAUGCUGUUAUCAUCCUUUUUUCUCCAAUAGACACACAGAUUUUAAAAGAAAGAAAACAGUCCUUCAUAGGUCUUUGUCUUAAGGAAGAAAGAGUCCAAGCCAGAAAUUAUUUGAUUUUCUUCUGGAAGUUCAGUGGGAGUAUCUUAAGAUUUGAAUGUUUGCUUUGCUUUGAAUUGUAUAUAUUUUGAAAUGUGUUAUAUACCUAGCUUUGUAAUCACUAUAAAUUGUAAUUACUUCAGGAAUAUGCAUAAUGUUUAAAUAUUUCAUGUACCAUUUUAAUAGAAAACCUCAGGGCCCAAGUAUUAGUGAUAAAARUUAGAAAAACUUACUUAUAAUAGUCCACCUAAUCAAAGCCCAAGAAAGAUUUUCAGUGAAAAAAAUCAGUAUAUCACUGAAUGCUAGUCAGCUCCRCGGAUGCUGGUGGAUAAUUUUGUCAUUAAAAUGCCUGGUGAGACCAUAGACUCAGAAAAUAUUGCCUCUAGCAUGUGCGGUUAGCAACGUUGACUACUCGUGGAGUGUGGUUAAUGAAGUUUUAAUUUUUAAAUAUAGUCCCCAGCCUUCAAACAGCUUUUGCUCUAAAAGUGCAUUUGUAAACRUUUUUUUGGGUACAACUCAAUGUAAAUGAUAUUUAAGUUCUAAACCAGUCCAUGAAAUUUAGCCCAUAUAUAUUUGGAUAGUUUGGGGGAGGGUAUUCAUGAAGUCCUUAUGUGGUUUUAACUAACUGAAAUUAUGGGCUAGAAAAAAGCAAUUCAUAAAAUAAUUUUAAAAGCAAAUUUAAUUUUUACUCCUAACACAGGACUUUGGAUCUACUAACCAUCAGACAUAAUUUCUAUUUUUACUUGAUGGCCAGUUUUCCAUUAAGUCUGUAUCUAAAAUAAGAACAUAUUGCAUACUAUUAUAUAAUAUAGAGUUGUCUUAAACUUUAAUAAUUUAGCAUUUUAAAGUUGUUCAGGUUUUUUUUUUUCUGUUAUAUCUAGCUGAAGUUGGUAGUCUGAAAAGCCUAAGGACUUAUGAAGACCUCAUGUCAGGAAAAUUAUAGAUUCCAUUUUAUAAUUUUAUUGCCAUGAGAAAAUACAUCCUGAAGUCUUGGUUUAUAACCCAAGAUAUUAGAAAUAUUGGGUCAGUUGUCUACCCAACUGGGAAGACCAGGUAUUGGCAUCACCUAAGAAAUAAAUCCCAUGCCCUCAACCUAUGCUGAGAUUAAUCAUGCGCUAGGAACAAUCUUCUUUCUAUUUCCUCUCAAACUUGAGCCAGCCUCUGGAUGUAUAUGAUCUUGACUGUUUCCACAGGCUGUACCUGUGCUUUACAAUUAAGCAUUUUGCAGAUCCUUCUUUAAUCUGAUUUGUGUCUCUUCCCUUACCUUCAAGGAACUGGACACCUGCCUGAUUGUUCAGGGUCUUUUAGCACUUGACACAUACAUGUAGAAGUGGCACGUUUUUCCUCUUUCACCUCGAAUGGUCUUCCUAAAAAUCCUGAAAUUGUCAAUCUGAUCCCCAUUGUGUGGUUAAUAAACCACAUUAAAUUGAUCUUUGGGGCCAUUUUUAUUGAAACCCCACUGAAGGGCCUCUUCAGAAAACUUGUUAUUUUAAAGCCCCACUUUAACUCUUAAUUCAAGCAUAACUCUUAAUUCAAGUAUAAUCUGGUAUAUAAAGAUGUAAAGGACUCCUUAUUACCCCAAUUCUCAGAUUUAGGUAACUCUUGGCUUUUUCAUUGACCAACAUAGUACAUUACUACUUAUUAAGGUAGUUAAAAUAGCAUGCUUGAUAAAAAUCUGUCUGUUUCACUUGUAACUGUUUAAAGCCAAUGAACUUUCAAAUUUUAUGUAUUGGGGCUUUUAUGUAGCACUUUAUAUUUUCAUGCUGCUUAUUGUUUUAUUCUACUGAAAUAAAUGAAUUUCAUCAAGAUUCUCAACUAAUUUUUUAAAGAAAUCUUAAAUUGUUUAUUGUUUUGACUACGGAAAUAUACAGUUUCCUAUUUCAGGAGAAUAAAGGACUCUUUUUGUUAUUUUCGGUUUAUGAAUAAACAUUCUGGUAUCUUGAAGCUUGCCUGUUUUUGUAGAUCAGAAUCAGUAAACAAGUAAACCUCACACACUUGAACUUAAUUGAGCAGAAACUUAGGGUGAAGUACUGAAAAGCGUACAUUGUUUUAUCACUUGCAAGUAAGUAUAAAGUGAAGGCAUUUAGUGAACCUUACUUUAACCAAGAAUAAUGUGUACAUUAUCUUGUGUACCAUUGAAACCCUCAUGGGGAGCUGUGCAUUGCUCAGAAGCUGUUUGGAAUGUCUCUUGAAUAGGUGCCUUCAGAACUAG
Molecule: messenger RNA, 3866 nt
Organism: Urocitellus parryii (Arctic ground squirrel)
Lineage: Eukaryota; Metazoa; Chordata; Mammalia; Rodentia; Sciuridae
Source: RefSeq, a predicted model, not a curated record